Coniosporium apollinis CBS 100218 is the source of this 1788-nucleotide messenger RNA. RefSeq lists its product as uncharacterized. NCBI's taxonomy places the organism in Eukaryota, Fungi, Ascomycota, Dothideomycetes. The transcript is spliced from 13 exons. The record is from RefSeq and is a predicted model, not a curated record. Bases 1 to 1788 code for a protein of 595 amino acids. Gene Ontology annotation, cellular component: membrane. Gene Ontology annotation, molecular function: transmembrane transporter activity. Gene Ontology annotation, biological process: transmembrane transport.
AUGUCUGUGCCCUACAAAGAGACUGAUACUCAGGCAGAGGUCGCUCAUGUAGAGCGGGCUCCAGCACCAGCCGCAGCCUCCAAAGCUUCCGAUGGCCGCGACCAAGUCCUCGAGCAUGACAUCGCAGCAUUUGAAGAGCGCAAGCUGGAUUUCCGUACCGCUAUGGCCAUCGUAGCUGCCCUUCUGUCCUACGUCCUUCCAGUAGCGAUCCUUUUCACCAUUGAUGCAGAUAUCGGACCUUCGGGCCAGAUCAACUGGAUCGCAACCGCAUGGUCCUUAGCGACCGCUGUAGUUCAGACUAUCGCAGGAAGAUGCAGCGACAUCUUUGGUCGUAGGAAUUUCACAAUUGCUGGAAACCUGUUCGGUUUAAUUGCGGGCAUAUUGCACGGAUUAACAAUGGAUUACUCCAGAGCCACUUCCGUCAAUACGGUCAUCGCGGGAACUGCCUUGAUGGGUAUCGGUUCUGGUCCCCAGCAGCUGUCAUUUGCUUGCGCCAACGAAAUCGUUCCGAAGAAAUCUCGAGGUCAGACUCUUGCAUUUCUGAACCUUGCAGCUCUACCCGGAUCGGCCUUCGGAUCUGUCAUUGCUUAUGCCCUUGUUGCCAAUCUUUCAUGGCGUUGGGCAUUUUACGUGGGAAUUAUAGCGAACGGUUUCGCCCUGAUACUCAUCACUAUCUUCUACUGGCCUCCUGGCUUCGUCGGUCUCCAUCCUGAAGGCAAAAGUCGCUUGCAGCAGUUCAAAGAACUCGACUUCCUUGGGUUGAUACUCUUUGGUGGCGGCCUGACAAGCUUUCUGCUCGGCUUGUCGUUCGGGAACAACCCAUACCCGUGGAGUAGCGCCAGAGUCCUUGUUCCGUUGCUGAUAGGAGCUGCCACUUUUCUCAUAGCAUUUCCAAUAUGGGAGGUCUACUCCCCUGACACAAUCACUAAGCUAUGCCCUCCAGCAGUCUUCAAGAACGUCAGAGGGUUUACACUUCCCUUAUGUGUGAUCUUUGUUUCUGGAAUGCUGCUGAUUAGUCUUCAAGUCUUGUGGCCUCAAGAAGUUCAGUUACUCUUCACCACAGUCCCAACCACAGUCGGUUGGUACAGUUUGUCUUACAAUGCAGCAUCAACCCUCGGUGCUCUCGUCUCUGGCGUCCUGUUUGCCAGAAUUCGCAGGACUAGGUGGCAGUUCCUGGUUGUGACCAUCUUGCAAACAAUCUUCAUUGCUUCAAUGGCCUCAGUCGACCAGCACACACCACGGCGCGCCAUUGGACUCGUGAUCGUUGCAGCUUUCAGCGUUGGAGCUUCUCAAAUCAUCGGACUCCUGAUCAUUCAAUUCGGCGCCAAAGAUUGUCAGAUCGGGGUUGCUACUGGAGCCACAGGCGGCGCGAUCGCGAUUGCCAUCUAUGGAUCCAUCAUCCAAGACAAAGUCAGUCAAGACUUAGCACCAGGCGUGGCUGCUGCAGCGAUCGAAGCUGGACUUGCGCCUUCAGCUGUCGUAUCUUUCAUAGAGGCCUUGACUUCAAGAUCUGCGGCCGCGUUGGGUGCUGUCGAGGGCAUUACACCGGCGAUCAUCGCAGCAGGUGCAAAAGCUGUGCAGACUGUCUAUGCCGAUGCUUUCAGACUUGUUUACCUGGUCAGCUUGGCCUUUGGAGGCAUCUCUAUUAUUGCGGCCAUCUUUGUCCGAAGCGUCGACGAUGCUCUAACGUCACAAGUUGCGGUCAAACUGGGUGCACCGCAUCUUCUUCCGGGCCACGGAACGGGUGACGCGGGGGUUAUUAGCAAAGAGAUUGAUGAAGUCAAUUAG